ACGCCGAGAUGGACGUGUUCCUGAUGAUCCGGCGCCACAAGACCACGAUCUUCACAGAUGCGGAGUCAAGCACAGUGUUUGAGCUGAAGCGCAUCAUGGAAGGCAUCCUCAAGAGGCCCCCGGAUGAGCAGCGGCUCUACAAGGAUGACCAGCUGCUGGAUGACAGUAAGACCCUGGGCAAGUGUGGCUUCACAAGUCAGACAGCCAGGCCUCAAGCACCAGCCACUGUGGGGCUGGCCUUUCGAGCCUAUGAUGUAUUUGAAACCUUGCGCAUCGAGUCUUUCUCCAGCCCUCCAGAACUGCCAGAUGUCAUGAAGCCUCAAGACUCUGGAAAUGGCACCAAUGAGCAAGCUGUGCAGUAA
Trichosurus vulpecula (common brushtail) is the source of this 362-nucleotide messenger RNA. RefSeq names its product elongin-B-like. Gene Ontology annotation, molecular function: protein binding. Lineage: Eukaryota; Metazoa; Chordata; Mammalia; Diprotodontia; Phalangeridae. The record is from RefSeq and is a predicted model, not a curated record. Bases 9 to 362 code for a protein of 117 amino acids. Gene Ontology annotation, biological process: transcription elongation by RNA polymerase II. The transcript has a single exon. Gene Ontology annotation, cellular component: elongin complex; VCB complex.